Messenger RNA from Pocillopora meandrina, 5427 nucleotides. Lineage: Eukaryota; Metazoa; Cnidaria; Anthozoa; Scleractinia; Pocilloporidae. The record is from the annotation of a GenBank genome assembly.
AUGGCGACUGUGGCGGAGCUACAACGUGACUUAGAAUUAGCGAGGGAAGGGCUGAAAUCUGUCGAUGAAAACAUCAAGAAACUUACUGGUAGAGAUCCUUCGGAGUUCAGGUAAUGCAGGUGGUUUUUCAAUGGACGUAAUGAACAGCGAACAUUGUUGUGCGAAUAGUUUCCCUUAACUUAAAUGCAUCGAAUAGUCAUUGCUUCUGCCUGAAUCUCUUUGUUUUCACCGUUCAUUCAUUCGUGGAGCUACUGUUUUUAAGAAGCUGUAGGUUAAUCACAAUAAAUGGUUGCUUCCUUUAUGUUACCAAAGGUUAGUAUGUUUUCUGGAUACAGGAAGUCGUAAGGAAAUGUGAAUUCAGCUGCAGCUGGUUGUCGAAAAUAAACAGCUGCUGAAACCGUUGAAUCAUUUCCUCGUCCCGCGAGAGAUGCAAACAGAAGUUUAUCAACCUUUAGGCCAUGAUAAUAUCUCAAAGAGUGGCUAUGUUUGGCACAAGCAUCCAUGUAAUCAUUGUUAAUGAAAUUUAAUUGAGCCAAAAUUUGUCGAUUAAGUAAAUUGCAGGAAAACCUCACACACCUGACAACCUUUAGGCUACGUAACAGAGGUCUUGUUGGCCCUGUAAGUCCUAGAUUUGUUUUAUAACUCUCCCUUCUAGCUGCUAGAGUGCACGAGAAUGUAGUUUUACAUCAAGUGAAAACUAUCUAUCUGAUGUUUGUUAAAUUCUUGGUCCUUCUGUGCUGGAUGAUAAACAUGGAUGUACACAUAGAAAAACCAAGUAUUUCCCAUGUGGAGUCAAACUGCAGCCUAAUUCCUGAUUUUGCUUUACAAUUUUUUAUCAAUCAAGUUGCAGACAACUGAUCGAUCAGUAUAGUUAUCGGAGAAAAGCAUCCUACACACAGUGUUUGUAGGAUCAGCAAUAUUAAAAGUGAUUUAUGUGUAGAUAGUGUCAGAAGAAUUAUGAACCGUUUUAAAACAGAAUGUGGUGCUUUGACUCAGGCCAGCAGCAGGAAGGCGAGUGUCACUGAAGAGAGACUUCACAGAGAGGAACAUUGGACUUGGACAAGGGCCGGCAGCUAAACGACGUGAUUCAACUGGUGCACCGGGAAGGUAAGUCCAACCAAGGUACAUCUACAUGUAUAAAGGGCUUUCAGUAAGAGUUGCUAGUCAGCCAGAACUGCAAGCUAGUCUGAUAUCUUAAGUCAGGAACUUUCACUUUGUUCCACCAUGAUUGCUAGAGAAAAAUUGUACAGUUUUGGAAACAUAAUUGAAGAAAUGUACUCAAUAGCCAUUUCCCAGUUAUGUGUGGAAUUGAGUGCAUUAUUUACCAGUUACAGGUAUAGCCAAGUCUUAGGAUUCCAUGUUCAAAAUGUGCUUUGAGAUCUGUGUGAACUUUGGAAUGCUUAGGACAUUUUUGUUUCCCUAGUCUUGUGUUCAAUCUGAUUAACCAGCGUGGCUUUCACUACAACCUGGCUGACUACUAUUUCCCAUCUGUCCUCUACUUCCAAACUUAUCAACAGUACUCCCAAUUUAGAAACUACUUGAGUUAUUUUUGUUGGAAUAUCAAAAGCAAUAUAAAAUUGUACUGGUUUUGUACUACUUGGUUAUCUGGUAGGCCUUGAAUAUUUGUGUUGUUUUAAUGUAGCUUAAGAUAUGUAUUUUUCUAUCUUGGAAGAAAGAAAGAUUAUUAUUAUUAUCAUUAUUAUUAUUAUUAUUAUUAUUAUUUUUUUAUUUUAUUAAAAUUAUUAUUGUUGUUUUUAGUUACACUAUUGUAAUGUGGGUGAUUCUGUAGGCCUUUUUCUGUUAUGUCUGCUAAGAUAGUUUAGUUUGGAAAUUUCCCAUUAAAUACAAAUAUAUGUGAACUUGAUUUAAUUCUAGAUAUCUGUUUUAUUUUUUCAGACUCUGGAGCCGAGUGGUGAGAACAAGGACUUCACAAGAGCUGACCCGCCCUUCCUCACGUCUGGAUAGUGAAGGCGAAGAAGAUGAGGAUGAUGCAGAUAAGGUAAAUGUAAAUGAUCCUUUUUUGUUAAAGCCUGGAAGAUUGAAUCUCAAAAGUCAUCGUGAUAUUAUCUUUUAAUGCAGUGAGAUUGUGAUAUUUUGAUUUUAUUCAAAAUUUGCAAAGCAAUUUGCAAAAUGAUGUACUAUGUGAAGGGAACUCCAAAACAUUGAUUUGGAAAGAUAAGGAAAAAAGCUAAUAGCAGACCAAAGACAAAGAAAGGAUUGGGAUGGCAUCAGCUAAAAAAGAUGAAAACAGCUUUCAGCUCAAACAAAAUAUUCAUGCUGGGUUUUUUUUUAUUUUUUUUUUUAGUUAUCUUGUUAACACAAUGUUUUUGUUUCGUGUAGCCUGCUAUCCAGUCUUCAGUUGUAGCCACACCCACACCAUCUCGCCUCAAGAGAGACACCAUCACAAAAACAGAUGACAAAACAAAGUCAAGGUCAGUUGAAAAUCACCAAUUAUUUGGCAAUUGUUUAAUGCUGUCAAGUUUUUUUUUCCUUGUUUUAUUUUUUGUGUUAUUUUGUGAGUAAAAGUCAUCAUUUCUGUAAGGUGUGGGACUUCUGGUUAGCUGAUUGUGGUUCAUUUUAGCUGAUCUGAGACAUCUGAACUUAUUUGUUUCUUUUCAGAAAUAAGAGAAUGUUUGGCAUGUUGCUUGGAACUCUACAAAGGUUCAAAGAUGACAGUGCUCAGAAAACAGAUAAGGUAAUUUCAUAAAAUUCGCCAAAUUUGAGAUAAAUAUCUCUAACCAAAACACUCAUGUUUUCAUAGGUAGUCAAGCUUUUUUAUCGGUUAUGGAGUGUAAAAGUGACUGUCAUAAAUUUAUUAUUUAUUGAGAAAAAAAUUGGUGUUGUUUUCAUUCAUUGCUUUACCUCCCCCUAGCAUCAGUAUACAUAUUCUCUACACAUUUCCUAAGAUGCUGACAAGGAGAAUAUGUUCAACAAUCAAGAGCUUCUUUAGUUGGUGAUCAUUUCCUUGAUUCUUAUGACCUUCAUGUUUGAUUCAGGGGUGAUAUUGUAAGGAGAAAUUAGUUGCUAAUCACUCCUGGGGGUUAAAAGGUCAAUGUUCCCUCUUCAAAAUAGCCAACAAACACAUCCUAAAUUUGUCCAUAAGAAGAACAAAAUAGGACAAACCAAAUCUAACCUGGAAGGGAUUUCUGCUGUUUUAUUUUUGCCAGGAAAUAAGGAGAGAGGAAAUCAAUAAGAAGCUUGAAGAAGCUGAACAGAAAGAGAAAGAAGAACUGUCAUCUCAAAGAAAGGAGUUAUUCACAGAAAGAAGAACAAAACAAGCAGCACUUAGAUUGUUACAGAGAAAAGUUGAUAUGGCUGAAUUGGUAGGAAAGGAAAAAAAUCCUGUUCCAAACUUGAGACUUUUUUUAAGAUUUGAUCUCCCUAUAAAUUUACAAUGGUUAACUGAUUUUCUCCUUUGGCAUAAUGUAAUACACUCUUUUUAAGAAAGAAACUGUUCUGGUUGAAAGAGGGCUAUUGCAAAAAUGGAAAUCCACGGUUUUUUUUUUUUCUUUUUAAACAUUAUUGCAAGAGUUGACUGGGAAUAAAGUUGACCACCUUGAUGCUAGUCAUCCAGAUGAAGACACCUUUGCAUCUUACUCAGUAAUUGGCAGGUGUCCAAUCCCUAAUCUAAAGAAAUCAAUUGUUUUCCUUUUGCAGCAAGAAGAAUGGGAUAAACAUGGUGAAAAAUUAAGUCACUUUAUCAUGACCAAAGCUAACCCUCCCAUCUUCUACCUUCCGGCCAAACACAACGAUAAGACACAGAAACUCCUGGAGGAAUCUACAAGAACUGUGAAAAGUAAUCUUUUUGUUAUUCUCCCAUUAUGAUUUUCUCUCACUAGCCUUACAGUCCCAUUUUAAGAUGACUUCCUUGUUUCAAGUAGGAGACACAAUGGCAUAAUGUUAGCAAGCUGGGCUCCAUAUUGAGAGGGCCGUGUCAGAUAUCAGGGUGUAGAGGGUUAAAGACCUCCUAGUUCUCCAUGUCAUGAAGGUGCUGCUCCAGUAUCAUACCCUAACUGGUUUGUGGAACUUAAUUCCACCAACCCCUGUCUCCAUUUUGAAGAAUCAAAUAACAACAUGUGGUGCAACUGAAACAGCACAUUAUGGUGUAGCUUUUUGUUGACUCUACAGUCACCACCAAACACUUACUGUUUAACUGUUGUUUUCAGGAGCAAUGGCUAAAAGAAGAGCAGAAAUAGAAGAGGAACAAGAACUAGAGGAAGAGCGAAUGAAGAACACCAGGUUGUCUGUAUCUAAUGAGGGUGAGAUUGAGAGUAAGGGGGAGAGAGUUGAAAGCACAGACGGUGGUAGGGAUGUGGAAAUGAAAGAAGAGAGUCAAGAGGAAGUACCUGGGAGACAAAGAAAGAAAAGUGAGGGUAGAGAUCCUGAGAAUGGGGUUAAAGAGGAGAGGAAUAUUCAGGAAGAGAGACACGCUAUAGGGGUAGAAAACAUGGAGGAAGAUGUGGGAGAGAUAGACUAGUUGUAAGUCAGAUAAGAGAAUGUGACUUUUUGAAGCUGAGCCGAGCUAAAAAUACACGAAUGGAGGUUAGUUUCCCUUGCAUACCAUCCCUUUAUGGUCAGAAUUAAUUAUAGUUAAUUCUAUCCUUUUGCACCACAUGUCAUAUUCCCAUCUGUUCUCUUUGGUUUUUAUCAAUGCAUACUGGAACAUCUGUCUUACAAAUUCACUUCAUGCCUUUUCCUGGCUUGUCUACUAAACUUCGACUGACAUUUCAUUAAAAAUUUUCCCUUUAGUGACUAAAACUAAUUAAAAUUGAUUUUCUAGUUCAAAGACUACUCGGAGUUAAUUUGAAAAAAAAAGAACUAGGAGAAAAAGUAAUUACACCCACAACACAAAUAAUGACUAAGGAAUAUUGUGACACAAAAUUCUCUGGAUCACAGAACAAGCCACACAUUGGCCAUAUAACUUGUCUCUAGAUGCGGAAGAUAGCAUGCUUUGGGCUUCUUGGUUACAGAAUUAGAAAGACUAGGUUCUUAGCUGUCACAGGAAAUUUUUGGGUAUAAAUUGAACUGAGGGGAUAAAUGGAUAGGAAGGCUGGCUUCUACAACUUAACUCUCUAGGAGAUUUCUGCAGCAGAUUUGGUGAAAUGUAAGGUGAUCAAUUAUUCAUGGUUGACUUAUAUCUUGUGGAAUUUUACCCUUUGUUGUCCCUGUUUGCUCAGCUUAUAGGAAGGCAGUAUGCAAGCUUUGGAAUGAAUGUUGUAAGUGAUUUCAAGUGAAUUUUGUAGAGAUUUCUAAAGAGGCAGACAUAGAGAGAAAGAGAGACUUGGAUUUGUGUAAGCAUUUAUGGAAGCCUUUCAAAUAUUUCUUUUUGACUGUUCUAUUUCUUUCAAUUUUGAGUUCUAGCUUUUAGUGACAUGCAUUGUAAGUCACCUUAAGUUUACAGUUGUGAGUGUGUUUGUUUAAGAGGUG